UUUCAGUUUCAGAACCGUGCCCGAAAGAUGCCUCGUUAUGAUGAUCGAAUGGGAAAUAGCACUCGUCUCUAUGUGGGACACUUGUCUUCACGGACCCGUUCACGUGAUCUGGAGCGUGUUUUCAGUAAAUAUGGGAGGCAUUUGCCUGGCCUGAAGGUCAAUCUUGAGAGGUGGCCUUGGUGGAAUUGAUGGAAAGUCUUGCCGGGUUUUAGGAGACUUCUGUGAUUCUUUCUAUAAUGGCCUUGGUGGAGUCUUGCCCGGUUUUAGGAGACUUUGGCGGUCCUUUCUAUAAUGUCUUUGCGUAUUUUUAUGGAAUUCCAACAAUCUCAAACUGGUGUAUAGUUCAUCUUGAGGGGCAAAUUCAUGAACUUCCUGUGCUUAUAAGUAAUGAUGGCCUUACUGUUUCUGGCAACCAUUUCCGCAGAGUACGGGAUGUGGACAUGAAGCACGACUACGCAUUUGUUGAAUUUAGUGAUCCUCGAGAUGCUGAUGACGCAAGAUACUAUUUAGAUGGCCGUGACGUUGAUGGACGCCGCAUAAUUGUGGAAUUUGCCAAGGGAGUGCCACGUGGACCAGGCGGUUCGCGUGAAUAUCUUGGCAAAGGACCCGCUCCUGGGUCAGGCCGCUGCUUCAACUGUGGUCUUGAAGGUCAUUGGGCUCGAGAUUGCAAAGCUGGGGAUUGGAAGAACAAGUGUUAUCGGUGUGGAGAAAGAGGUCAUAUAGAAAGGAAAUGCCCAAAUAGUCCUAAAAAACUCAGACGUGAUCGCAGCUACUCACGCUCACCUGUUAGGUCACGUUCUCGCUCACGUUCUCCUCGUCGAAGUUAUAGCAGAAGUCGCAGCUAUAGUCGAUCAAGAUCCCCUCCACCAAAAAGAGAACAAAUCGACCAGGUCAAGCGAUCAAGAAGCUACAGUAGGAGCCCGGAGCCAAUAAAGGCCAAUCCAAGUCCUAGUCCCAGUCCUCCACCCAAGGCGAGGAAGCGCAGCCCAACACCCGAAGAUGGAAGCCCUAUGGAAGAAAAGAGCCCUCCUCCAACCAGAGAAGAAGGUGCCUAUAGCCAAAGCCCUAGAGAAAAAAGUGGAAGUCCUAGGAGGGAUAGCCCAGCUCCUCGAAGGUAUGAUGACAGCCCUGCUGAAGCUAAUGGUGGAAGUCGAAGCCCAAGUCCCAAGUACCAGAGGCGCCAUGAAAAUGAUGAUGAGGAUGAAGGUGAGUUUCAUAAUCAACGCUCGGGUAGAGAGAGCGAAUCACCUUGAUACAUGGUGGAAUCUUUUUGAAUGCAUUUCGUGGACACAAUUUGUCAAGGCUGGACUUUUUGAAGGCCUAAUGAGAUUUUAACUUGAACGAAUUGACUUACAUCUAUAUUUGGGAUUGUUGUAAGUUGGUACAACAGAUGUUGUUUGAUGA
Molecule: messenger RNA, 1404 nt
Organism: Capsicum annuum
Lineage: Eukaryota; Viridiplantae; Streptophyta; Magnoliopsida; Solanales; Solanaceae
Product: serine/arginine-rich splicing factor RS2Z33
Exons: 6
Coding region: 237-1253 (338 amino acids)
Biological process (GO): mRNA splicing, via spliceosome
Cellular component (GO): nuclear speck
Molecular function (GO): zinc ion binding; mRNA binding
Source: RefSeq, a predicted model, not a curated record